Molecule: messenger RNA, 2185 nt
Organism: Marchantia polymorpha subsp. ruderalis
Lineage: Eukaryota; Viridiplantae; Streptophyta; Marchantiopsida; Marchantiales; Marchantiaceae
Source: the annotation of a GenBank genome assembly
CCGUCUCCAAUCCAGUCCCGGCGAAGGACCGAGCAGCCCGACUCCGAUGUGUGCGUCCGGCUCACCAUCCCACCGAAUUAUGCUCGAGAAAGUGUGCACCUGCGAGUUCUGGUCGCGCAGCGAUUCUCGCCCUCGAGCUGGAGCUGGUUUUCGUAAUCGGAGUUGAACGAGUGACAGAUUUUGCGACCCACAUGUCUGGUCGACUGCGUGGUUGACUCUCUGGCUGGCUGGCUGGCUGGCUUCAGAUGGAGCAGCAGCCGAGGUUCUGACUGACACAGGCCCGAGUCUGAACAUCCUGCUCACGAACGGAUUGGAGGUGGGUGGAGGGAGGAUCUGGGUUGCUGCUGACAUGUUAGCCGAGCUGUUCACUCAGGCGUGCACAGUUCGCAUCAGAGGAACGCAGUGCCAGACUCGGGAGCUGAGUUACGGCAUGUACAAGUAAGAGCAUCCAUCCAUUCCAUGUCUGCGAGGGACAAUGGGGCUAUCAUCAGAUCCAGGCAGAAGUCAACGAAGAAUCUCGGCUCUUACGUCUCGAAUACACUCAAGGACUUGGGGGACAAGUCGCCCUUGUUGGGUUGGGUCAGCGACAUGUACUCGAUGGCGGCGAAAGCGCAGCGGAAUUUCUCGCGAGUGUUCAGCAUGGGGUCGAAAGCCAUGUCCGGAGGUGGCAAAGGCAAGAAGGCGGUGAAGGUGGCGGUGCAGAACAAUCUGGCAUCCAAGGCCGGAGCGGUCGUGUAUACGGGGGAAUCCGUCUCGCACUGGCAGGCAAGUAGCCACCGAACGCAAGUAGCAGCCUCGUCGGCUCAGAUGUUGAUAAAUCACGAGGAGGAGUACGAUGUACCCGAGUUCGUUCUGCCUUAUGAGAUCAGCGAAGUGCAUCCUCUGACAGCGGAAUUCUCCGAUGAGACGUACAGGUGGUUGGCUCGACACCAUAUCGACACGCAGGUGGGCGCCCAAGCAUGGAACAAGUUCAUGGACGAGGAAAUCCCGGGCUUGGCAGGUCAUGUGUACGUGGACACGCAGCCCAAGGAGUUUCUUUGGUGUUGCAAGUAUGUGGCUCUGGUCGUCAUUCUGGAUAACGUGUUGGACGAGCCGGAGGUGAUUGAGGAUCCCAAUAAAGCGGCCACUCUCAUCCUCGAAAUCAACAAGGUUCUCAUGUGGUUCUUCUCUGAAGACCCUCAUCUCCGCCAGUACUUGAAGCCUUUGUUCAAUUGUGUCUCCGCCGACCAACGCGACGAUGUUGUUAAUUCCUUCUCGAAAUCCCUCGCCUACGCCUAUACCAGCUCUCGUUCAGGACUGAUGAGUUUGAAAUUGCAACCAAUAUCAUCAGCUUUCAGGGACUUGUGGCUCGAGUACUGUGAAAGCCUGCCACAUGAAUGCGGCCUGAGAAUGGCGCGAUAUAUACAGAACUACUUACUGGGAUGUAUUAGUGAGACGAAGAAUAGAAAGUCGCAAGCGUUUCCCACUACAUUGGCUGAUUAUAUUCCCCUUCGAAGGCAAUCUGUUGGCAUGGAGCCCCUUAUCGUCGUGACAGAUCUCUUCGUCAAAGCUCGACAAUGGCCCGAAAUUCCAAAUUAUGUUUUCUACGGUCCACACAUGCAAAGACUCCUGAGAGCUCUCUCUGAUGUUACAGCGUGGCACAAUGAUGUGUACUCCUUUCCUAAGGAGGUCUUAAAGCGUGGGGAUCCUCACAAUCUGGUCUUCGUCAUCAGUCAAGAACAUGGAUGCUCGUACAUGGAAGCAGCAAUUCACGCCAUGGAAAUGAUCAACAACAGGAUCAAUGACCUAGAGACAGCGGCGGCCUACUUGCAGGUGGAAGCUCCCUACUCGAGUCAGAACGCAGUGGCAGAGUACACGAGAGUAUGCAGACAGUGGGUCACGGGCUCUCACCAAUGGCAUCAAAAGUCGAAUAGAUACAACGAAGACCACAGAAUCAUCUAAAAGUAUAGUUAUCCAAUCCUAUAUACUAGAGCAUGUUUCACAGAUCGAGAUAUCGUAGCAGCUGAAGAUGGGCAUGGCAGCUUUAUGACCCAAGUCACCUCUUUACGCUUUAGUUUCCCAUCCUUGUUUCGCUCUGCAGAGCAGGAGGUUGUACAGCAAUGUGCAGUGGCUACAUUGGGGAAUAAAGAUCACCCUCAGCGUUCAGCUCAUAUCUUCUGCUUCAAAAUCUUCACAGCCUACUCAA